Messenger RNA from Striga asiatica, 1378 nucleotides. The record is from the annotation of a GenBank genome assembly. NCBI's taxonomy places the organism in Eukaryota, Viridiplantae, Streptophyta, Magnoliopsida, Lamiales, Orobanchaceae.
GGGCGCUCAGACUAUAAACCCUAUUAUAGUCGUUGUCUCCGUCUAUAAAAUCCUUGCAGAACCCCCAGACCUUAGCCUCCUUACAAACUUAGAAAGUAGCUAGCUCUCAUUUGCCAAUUUCAUUGACGAUGGAGUUUUGGGGUGUUGAAGUUAAAGCUGGGGAACCACUUAAGGUCAAACCCGAUAAUGGAUCAUUGAUUCACAUCUCACAGGCCUCAUUGGGUGAGGUUAAGGAUGUCAAAGGAGCCAAGAGAGUUUCCCUUCGGCUCAAAGUUGACAAUAAGGACUUUGUUAUCGGUUCUCUUUCGGCUGAAGACAGGACUCAGGUGAUGUUUGACUUGGUUUUCGAGAAGCAAUUUGAACUCUCACAUGAUCUGAAACAUGGAAGUGUGUACUUCAUGGGUUAUGUUGCUGAUGACCCAAUUUCAGACAUUGAUGAUGUCUCCUCUGAUGAUUCUGAGGAUGUGUCUGAGGACGAGCAACUGGAAAAUCAGGAUAAUGGUGAUGUUAAGCCCAAGACUGAGGAUGCUAAGGCUGCUAAUGGUGCUGCGGCUGCCAAUGAAGCUAAGGCAGCAAAAGCUGCGCCUGAGCCUGUGAAGAAGGAUGAGAAGCUUGAUUCUGAUGAUAGUGAAGAUGACUCUGAAGAUGUUGAUGAAAUGGCACUUGAUGCAUCAUCCUUUGGAGUCGACUCUAGUGAUGAUGAGUCUGGUGAAGAUUCUGAUGAAGAGGAUGAUGAUUCUGAUGAUGAGGAGGAAGAGCCUACCCCAAAGCAAGCAAAGAAAAGGCCUGCAGAAAAAGCUCCAGAUAUGGCCGCCAAGAAGGCUAAAGCCUCUACACCUGAUAAGACAGGUAAGAAGGGUCAGAAUGCAACUCCUCUACCUUCAAAACCUGCUGCUACUAAAGCUCCGGCUGGAAAAGCUCCCAACAAAUCAAAACAAAGCCCUAAAGCUGGUGGUGGUCAAUUUUCUGGCAAAUCUGGGAACAAGUUUAAUUCGAAGAAUGGCAAGGGUAAACGUGGAGGGAAAUGAGUGAUUGAAGAUUGAAGCAAAUUUUUUAUUCAUUUUGGGGUAUUGCUGUUUUGGCUAUGGUGGAUUUUUAGCAGGGACUAGGAAUACGCAAGCCUAGUUCUAUUUUGGGAAAUCCAUCAUAUUUUACUUCCCUUUUUUGAUUUUUUUUUUCUUUUUCAUUUUUAUCGGAUUGUAUGCUUGGAGUUUUGAGCUAAUGCUUUUUAUUGUUGAAGUCGAUUCGUAGUAUUCUCUUUCCGAAAUUAUCUAAAAAGUAAAUGGGAAAAUUACAUACAUAUAUCCUCCUAUAGAUAUGUUUACAUAUAUACGUUCCGUUGAAAAUUUAAUCAAAAGUGAAUUCAGUAGUAGUUUUU